CUUUUUGGCAGUAAAGAACACAAGAAAUGCAGCACAAACAGUCAUUGGAGAGUUAAAACAACCCAUUUGGUUUAAUGAGGUGAGUGUUUUCUCUCCCUUUCCCCUUCUCUCCUUGUAUAUCUUUCUCUGUGUGUCUCUUAGCCAAUUACACAGUGUCCUGGCUUGUAUCCUGUCCCCCUUUUUCUGCUCUCAUUUUCCCUCCUUCUUUGUUAAGGCCUUGUUGAGCCCUGAUAAAAACCUGGACCUUGGGAGAGGAGAGGGACAUUUGGGAGCGAGAUGGCGAGAGGGAUGGUGGCUAUGUACCUACAUGGCGUCUUUCUCCUGGCUCUGUGGAAGCCCUCACUGCAAGGAGGUGUAUAUAUACCUGCUGGUGGAGCAGCAGGAGGCACUGGAGCCGGCAUAGGAGCUGGUGCAGGAUCUGGAACUGGAUUCGGACCAGGUGGGACUGGAACUGGAUUUGGACCUGGAGGAGCUGGGACUGGAUUUGGACCUGGAGGAGCUGGGACUGGAUUUGGACCUGGAGGAGCUGGGACUGGAUUUGGACCUGGAGGAGCUGGGACUGGAUUUGGCCCUGGAGGAGCUGGGACUGGUUUUCAGCCUGGUGGAGGUGCUGGUCUAGGAGGCUUUGGACCAGGAACAGGUGGAUGCCACUUGUGUUUUCUGUUAAAGUUUUAG
Molecule: messenger RNA, 675 nt
Organism: Sander lucioperca (pikeperch)
Lineage: Eukaryota; Metazoa; Chordata; Actinopteri; Perciformes; Percidae
Product: glycine-rich cell wall structural protein-like
Exons: 2
Coding region: 277-675 (132 amino acids)
Source: RefSeq, a predicted model, not a curated record